This is a messenger RNA of Diuraphis noxia (Russian wheat aphid), 1833 nucleotides long. RefSeq names its product transcription factor E2F5-like. NCBI's taxonomy places the organism in Eukaryota, Metazoa, Arthropoda, Insecta, Hemiptera, Aphididae. The record is from RefSeq and is a predicted model, not a curated record. Gene Ontology annotation, biological process: regulation of transcription by RNA polymerase II. Gene Ontology annotation, molecular function: protein dimerization activity; DNA-binding transcription factor activity, RNA polymerase II-specific; RNA polymerase II cis-regulatory region sequence-specific DNA binding. Gene Ontology annotation, cellular component: RNA polymerase II transcription regulator complex.
CCCGCGCAACGGACACCGCGCCUCCGGCAUCUGGACAGCAGCCGACACCACCCCCCUCCCGCAGACGACCGAACGUUGAGCCGUUGUUUCGAAAAGUCUUGCGCGUUCGGCGCCGACCCAUUGUCGGUUUUCGCGUUUUCUGACCAAAGUUCCACCGUCCCUCCCGUCCGCCUACCCAUCGGUCCGUCGCGCGCACCAGGCGGUUCGCGGCGUUUCGUGCGUUGGUACGGUCGCGCGCGCGCCAUCCAAAACAUAACCUCUAUAUCCGUGUAUCUCCGCGCCGCCGUUAUAGCGUCUCUGGCUCUGUAUCCCCUUUGUUUCCGGGACUUUUGAAAUCGCACCGUCUCUUCGCCUUGCCACACUCCGUUCGUCAAAUGAAAUGUGCUCGGUGUCCGUCGCGGCCGCAAGUCACCAUCUCCACGCUAAUCGACUGUAGUGGUCCGUCACUUUGCAAAACACCCUUAGGGGCAGCAGUGGUGUUUGGGUCCACUGAAGACUAAACGCCUCAUCCGUCGAGUCGUUUUUGAAACAAUAUAUUCUAUAAAAUGUCUAAGGCAUGCAGGAUGUUGAAUCUGGAUGAAGAUGGAUCUUCUACUCCAAAUACAGCAAUAAUUAAAUUAGAUCCAACUAUGACAACUUUCUUAACACCAUCACCAUAUCAUUUACUUGAUCAUGAAUAUGGUAUGACACCACAAAAUCAAAUCAUUCCAAAUCCUCUUACAUCACCAUUAACAAAGUCACAAGGUGUAAAACGAAGGUUAAAUUUAGAGUCUCUCAACUUUGGAUAUGACGAUGUCACACCUUCAACAGCAAAGCUAAUGAGAAAAUGGUCUAGUUCAAGUGCUGGUAGUGAACCCAGUCCUGCUCAAAAUGUAGCAGGAAAAAAGUGUUCUGAACGUCCAACACGUUAUGAUACCUCAUUGGGCUUAUUGACCAAAAAAUUCAUUGGUCUGCUCGAAAAUUCUACAGAUGGUGUUGUUGAUUUAAAUAUAGCAUCUGAAAAGUUGGACGUACAAAAACGAAGAAUAUAUGACAUAACCAAUGUUCUAGAAGGUAUUGGAAUUUUGGAAAAAAAAUCUAAAAAUAAUAUUCAAUGGAAAGGUGGAAAUGCUUACGGAUCAGACAAAAAUAAUGUUCAACAUGACUUAGAAAAAAUGAAAGCCAAAGAAGAAGAAUUAGAUAAUUUAAUUUUAAAUACUGAACGAGAUAUAAAACAAUUAACAGAAGAUAAAAGAUUUGGAUAUGUAACUUACCAAGAUAUUAGGUCCAUUGAAUCGUUCAGACWAAAGACUGUUUUGGUUGUUAAAGCCCCUCCAGAAACUGAAUUACAAGUACCUCAAGAUCACAUUGAUGGUGAUCAAAAAAUGUACAUGAAAAGUAACACUGGUGAAAUAGAGGUGUUCUUAUGCCCAGAGUAUAAUACCAAUACAACCUUACACCAACCACAAAGUCAGCUAAGGCCAUAUACAUCUCAGAGUGUCAAUAAUUCAACAAUUGGCAAUACGGUUAUAAAAUCACCUCAAAAAACAUCAGUUAUUCAACAGUCACCAACAUAUUUGUCACACAAAUAUAAAAUUGAAAACAUUGAGGAGUCAGAAACAGUAGAAAAUUUAGAGAAUACAACAAUAAGAAAAAUCAAGGAAGAGCCGUCGGAUGAUCAGUAUAUACCUAGUACAAGUGGUUCUGCCAAAGAUACAUUUGAAAUAUCUUGCGAACCUUUCUUGAUGCUUGAACCUCCAAAUGAAGAUGACUACAACUACUGUCUGGACUCUGAUGAGGGUCUUGGUGACUUGUUUGGUUUCAGGUUAUAAGUAGGUUAAUACAAUUAUUCUU